GCAAAAAAACUGCCAAAUUUGGGUAACGACUUUUGCAAUCGUAUAGAAUCCUGGAUUUCGCCCCCAAUACACAUAUCCCAUACCAAUUUGACGCGUUUUCGUACCAAUUAACGUGUUUUCAUACUCAUCAACGUGUUUAUCGUGAUCUAUAUGACGAAUCGAUCUAUUUCUCGUAAUCUUGACCUCCUUAACCGUGGGUGGAACGCCAGACCGGUCAAGAUGCCUCCUCUUCCCCCCAAGACCAAGGGCAAGACCCAAACUUCUCAAUUCAUACCUCCACCUUCGUAUGGACUCCGAUCUAACCGUCGUCGAGUCACCUUCGAGGACCCGAUCGUGAACGAAGACGCUGGAGAUGAUAUUGCAGACCGCCACGAGGAGGUGUUGGCUCCUCCGGCCCGGAAACAGAAGGCUCCUAGUCAACCGGCACAGAAACCCGCCGCGAAGUCAAAGGCCACCUCUAAGCCCAAAGCACCACCAAAACAGCGAGCUAAACGGUCGAAGGAAACCUCAUCCGGCGAUACGACCGAGCAACUGACCACGGUAACGAAAGAAAACGACCGCUCCUCCUAAACCUAGGGCGAAGCAGCAACCUGCUAAAAAGUCCGGAGGAAGUAGCCAACCUCCUCCUACAGAGGAGGAGACUGGCACUGAAGAAUCAGUAGAGGAGGAUGAUACAGAUACCGACGUGGAUACUACUCCCAACGCCCAGAGGCGCCCAGGGCAAGCAGGGAUAUCUCGUUAUGUCGAUAACUCCCCGACUAUCGCUUCGAAUAAGGCCUGGUUAGACAGUGACUUGGCACCAGAUAACCGACCGGGUAGAGCAUGGGCAUAUAGUGUCAUCUGCGAUGAUCUAGC
Eremomyces bilateralis CBS 781.70 is the source of this 855-nucleotide messenger RNA. RefSeq lists its product as uncharacterized. The transcript has a single exon. The record is from RefSeq and is a predicted model, not a curated record. Bases 151 to 570 code for a protein of 139 amino acids. NCBI's taxonomy places the organism in Eukaryota, Fungi, Ascomycota, Dothideomycetes, Eremomycetales, Eremomycetaceae.